Topomyia yanbarensis is the source of this 2678-nucleotide messenger RNA. RefSeq names its product microprocessor complex subunit DGCR8 (gene pasha). The transcript is spliced from 4 exons. Bases 464 to 2500 code for a protein of 678 amino acids. Lineage: Eukaryota; Metazoa; Arthropoda; Insecta; Diptera; Culicidae. Gene Ontology annotation, cellular component: microprocessor complex. Gene Ontology annotation, biological process: primary miRNA processing. The record is from RefSeq and is a predicted model, not a curated record. Gene Ontology annotation, molecular function: heme binding; identical protein binding; double-stranded RNA binding.
UUUGAAUUUUUGCAGUAUAGUGAACUAUUCUAUCGUUUUGUUGAGUUAUUUGUUGAUAAAGAAGCCUUUGAAAUCGUGAACAACAAAAAUCAUUGUGAGAAACUUCACAGCUUGCGCUUUCUUGCUUUCGAUAAUGCGGCAGAAACGCUAGGCUUCGGUUUCUACGUGAUAUUCGUCAGCGAUAAAUUUUAGUAGACGCCAUCAGCAAAUAGGGAAAAAAUCAAUACCCAAACGGACCCACGAAUGCGAACUCCGGUUUUCUACCUCCAGCCGAUGUGAACACACUCAAUUCUUGUCCUGUUGUCCCGUUUAGCUAGGGCAACAUUGGGGAAGCCGCAAGAUUUGCAAAAUAAUUGAGCGUGAUCGACAUUGGACGGUUGGGUGGAAAAUCGCAAACCACACCAGUUUGAUUUGCUCUACUGCAUUGCUAGUCCAGUGUCAUUGUGUCCAAGAAAGGUGAAAAAUGGAAAACGAUAUCUCGUCGGAUACUGGGGUAAAUGGGAUAGGAUUCGCUUCGCCGCCAUUGCCACCAAAUUCGACGUUGGGAAGCGGUGGUACCUCAUCAGAAGAGCGAAGACCCAAUCGAAUUAUUGGUGAAUGUCCCAUUGCCAAACGGAGAAGAAUGAAUGAGUUUUUUGAGGAUGAUGAUUAUGAUGACAAUGACGAAGAUGAUGGUGCUGUCGGAAACGGUUCUCAGAUUCAGUCUGAUGGGAUUACGAAGCUUCACGACGGAUUCAAAGAAAAUCUCAAACAGUUUCAAGUGUUAGACGAAGUUCAAGGCGACAAUUCGGAUGAUGAAGAUAAUGGUGACGACAAUUUUGGCGAUGAAGACGGUGAGGACAAUAGUGAAGAAGGGUCUGAUUUCGAUUGCGAAGAGAUUGAAACGAUGCUUGAUGAAGGCCUUCCGGAAGGGAUGAAAGCAAGUGGACCCAAAGCAAAAGCUUAUGAAGAGCGUUUCAAAGAAGUUUUGGAAGAAAAGGGAAGAAAUCAUUUUGAGGUUCUACCCGAGGGAUGGGUUCAAGCGACUCACAUCAGUGGAAUGCCGUUGUUUCUACACACCGCUUCCCGAGUAUGUACAGCAUCGAGACCAUAUUUUUUAGGUCCAGGGAGUGUUAGGAAACACGAAGUACCCCUGAGUGCUAUACCUUGUCUGAAUUAUCGGAAAGCGUUGGAGAAGGAAGAAGAGUUGCGAAAAGAAAUUGAGGCAAAUGCAGCUGCUGCGGCGGAUGAAGCUGCAAAGUCCACGGCCAAAGAUUUAGCCUCUCAGCAACAAGAAAAACAAAUGCACAAUCCUCAGUUGAGUAAAAUGAUUGCCAGCACCACUACAACGGCAGAAGCGCAAGCCAAUGCCAAAAUGCUACCGCUAAAAGUCACUGCCCGAAUCGAAACUGUCAACGAUAACCUAAAAGCUCACUCACUAACAGCCGACUUAUUUCAAGAGUACUGUAAGAAACUAUUCAAAUUUAAAACGAUUCGAGUGAUGCGCUUCAAAUCGUGGGCUGCCCGACGAAAGCUUACCAAGCACCGAAAGCAUAUGAAGAACCUGCAGAGACCCACAUUGCCGGAUGGAACGAAACUGAUUACAUUCCCAGUGUUACACAACGAGGGUGAAAAGGGCAAUGUUCACGCACGGCCGAAAAAGGAAUGGAUAAUGAACCCUAAUGGAAAAAGUUACGUUUGCAUUCUUCACGAGUACGUUCAACAUGCCCUUCGGAAGCAGCCAAGCUACGAGUUCAAAGAACUGGAAAAUGCUGCCACUCCCUAUUCCGCGACGGUUUCAAUCAACGAUCUCAAGUACGGUACGGGUUAUGGAACAAGCAAGAAGCAGGCAAAAAGUGAAGCUGCUCGGGAGACGCUGGAAAUUUUGAUUCCGGAUAUGAAGGAUAAAAUCACCAGCAAAGAUAACAAAAAGGAUCAAAAUGGAUCGUCGGACCAGCAACCGGAAGCUCGUAAUCUGUCGGUGUUUGACGAAAUCAAAAUUGAGGACCCAAGGGUGGCGGAGUUUUGUGCCAAAACUACAGAACCAUCACCGCAUACAAUUUUGCAAACUUGUCUGCAGCGGAACUUUGGCCUUGGUGAUGUGCAGAUUCAGUACGACGUCAAAGCGGGUAAACAUCGUAAAAAUGAGUUUACAAUGACCGUUGGGAAGCACACCGCCACCGUGGUGUGUAAAAACAAGCGAGACGGAAAACAGAAGGCAUCUCAGGCGAUUCUGCAGAUCCUGCACCCGCACAUCAAAACCUGGGGCUCACUUUUGCGCCUGUACGGUAACCACUCGAUCAAGUCGUACAAGGAAAAGAAACAGGAAGAGCAGGAGAUCACCGUACUGCAGAGCAAAGCUGCCAUCAAUCAACCCAACUAUGCCAUCCUCAGCAAGCUGAAGCUGGAAAUGUCCAAACUGGAGGAACGGCAGAAGAAUGUACGCGUUAUCGGAACCUUCGUACCGGACGUGGAACUGCCGACGGCUUCAUGUUCGAACUUGAAAAAUGUCGAUCUUUAGAGCGCGGGUAUGGCAUGAUAUCAGCAGUGUAGACACAUUACGCUUAACUGUACUUCAUCUAUUGACUAUCAUCGACUAUGGUUUGUGUUUGAUCUCCUAUGGAGUUCAACCAAUCUAAAUUCCUUUUUACGAUUAAUUAAAUUGAUCAUUAUUUUCCCCGAGAAGGGUUCAAAGAUAG